This is a messenger RNA of Nelumbo nucifera (sacred lotus), 1586 nucleotides long. RefSeq lists its product as uncharacterized. The record is from RefSeq and is a predicted model, not a curated record. Lineage: Eukaryota; Viridiplantae; Streptophyta; Magnoliopsida; Proteales; Nelumbonaceae. Gene Ontology annotation, biological process: negative regulation of DNA-templated transcription.
GAUCUCUGUCAAUCCCUCCCUCCAAGUGCCAGGGCUCCAGGGCCGUGGUGCUCAUACAUCACAGCAAGGAUAUGGAUGAGGAUUGACCAGCAACCCAGAAAACCCAUUUCCCCAGACGUGCCGAAAUAAACUUGCAAGUAAAAGAAGGAAUAAAGGAAGGGAGAAUAGUCAAAGAUAAUAUGAAUGGCUCAGGUGUGAAAUCUGGGUCCCAGAUGCCAAAUCUAGCGGCGAGUUUUUUGCUGCUCAGAUCCCAAGAUCAUUCUGAUGUAUGAAAUCUCAAAAAUUUUCCCUAACUUCUACGAAAAUAGUUAAGAUUAGAUUACUCAAUAUAAAACUAUAAUAAACGCUUGUCAGGAUGGCCCGUCCUAUGUGACCCUCACAUGCUCAAUUUAUGUAGUAGCCUCAGCCUCGGUCAAUAGCCCCCAUAAAAUCUUCCUUACACUCAACGGCAGAAGGGCGAGAGAAGGACUCAAGUCCCUAACCAGCAGACUGAUUCGCUUCUCGUCUCAACAACUCUCUCUGUCUCUCUGUUUCUCCCUGCCUGUCUCCCCUCCAGGCACUGGCUGGCGCUGUACGAUGUCUUCUUCACACAGAAAAGGCCUCAGCCGGAACACAGUUGCAGUGGACGUAAGUUGUGGGUGUCGAAGGCCAAAGCUCUCCGAUAUAUUCAGCCCCAGAACAAAGAGCAAGGCUUCAGCAUACCACAAGUCCGAUCUCUAUGGCUCCUCCUCGAGCUCCUGGGAUAGAGGUGGCUUCUCGGUCGACGAAGACGACACGACCACUACAUUCUCUCCCAACAUGGACACGUCUCCAACCCAUUCUGAGGAAGAAGAAUAUGAUCUGAAGAACUCAAAGAUGGUUACUGGGUUCGGGAGAAUUGGCGAGAGCGUGGCUGUGGUGAAGGAUUCCAAUGACCCAUAUCUUGAUUUCCGGCGUUCCAUGCUUCAAAUGAUCUUAGAGAACGAAAUUUACGCCCGGGAGGAUCUUCGGGACCUCCUCGACUGCUUCCUGCAGCUGAAUUCUCCCUACCACCAUGAGAUCAUCGUCAGAGCCUUCACAGAGAUCUGGAACGGGUUCCUGGCUGUGAGAGCAGGUGCAAGCGCAAUGAAGCCGGUGGCUCGACGGAUGUCACGUGAGUUCUAGGUGUAACACGUGGGAAGUCACGUGAGAUGAUGGGUGCACAGGUAGAAAUGAGAAAUCCCAUUAGAUAUGCUGAGAUUUGGUCAGGUCAGAAAAGAGAAAAAAAACCAGGCAGACUGGUGGAUUUUGGGAAGUAAGUGGGCAUGGUGGGAAAGCAAAGACAUUGGGAUUUGAAUAGAAUAAUGGUGAUGAUGAUGCUAAGUAGUGAAAGGGUAGGGACAUGGGUUUAAUGAGUUUUAAUGGAAGCAGUGAUAGUUUUCUGUGACCUUCUGUACAUUUUCCAAAUUCCAACAAUUAACAUUUACUGCAUUAUUUUGUAUUCCUACGCAUCUUGACGAUAUAUGAGAUUUUAGCUACCAUUUACUGUUCUUUUGUUUAAUGCCUUUGCUGCAUUUAUCAUGAUGACCUUUGAGACUUUGGAUCACAAAGAUCUCUUUCUCUCUGCA